GCACACCACCUUCCUCUCCGCCUCUAUAAAUACCUAUCGAUCCCCACAGGACAAACUCCAUGCCGAAACAACCACCUCUUGCAGUCUGUAUAGCCUCUUCGGUACCUGAAACUCUGCCAACUUUCUUCAUCUCUCUCUUCCUAUCGACAUUUCAAGCCUCGACACUUCCAACUUAUCUGAACUUUUGUCAUCUUCUCUAACCUCAGUUCUGCAAAGAUGAAGAGCAAGGCUUCCACCUUCCUCAAGCAGGUAUUCUCUGCUAUUGUCAGCAUGGUGAAGGCCAAGUCUAUGGCCGUGAAGAGCAAAGCUAGUGCUAUGAAGAGCCGGCUCCUCAUUUUUGGACUCCUUCGGCACAGGAGGCUGCUGAUGAGUGCAAUCAACCACAAGAUCCAUGCACUGAUGGGCCAAGAGAAAGAAGGAGGAAGUCCCACCAACACUGAGGACCGCAGCAAGGCGAUAGUGCUUUAUAAUGCAGGUAAAAACGAGGAUCCGCCAAGCACCAUGUAUACUGAGGCAGUCAGCUGCGAAGAUGGCUAUGAUGAUGAUGAUGAUGAUGAUGAUUAUCCAGACCUUACGCACUCACUAUUUGAUGAUGAGGAUGAGGAUGAUGGACUUGGUGACGCUACUGGAUCGGUGAUCGAUCUGGUUAGGAACUCCAAGGAGGAUGGCUCAGAAUUCAGGCUCGAGGACGAGAUCGACCAUGUGGCUGAUGUGUUCAUAAGGAGGUUCCGUAGGCAGAUGAGGAUGCAGAAGCUGGAGUCCUUCAAGAGGUAUCAAGAGAUGUUGGAAAGGAGUGUGUAGGAGGAUUAAUUCAAUGAGGAUGAAAGAAAAGCUCCUUUGGGUUUUGCAAGUGAGCUUUAGAGAUGAGCCUGACCCAGAGAGGAACAAAGAAAGGAAUUGUAGGUAUCAUCAUCUGGCGUAGUGGUUGAUCUCUAGGAUCUCUCAGCUUUUAAUUACUCGAUUGGAGCUAUGUUUUAUUAGUUGUAGAAAAAAGGCAUGUAUCCAUUUGUGUAAUUAUGAAAUAACAAAAGGCCAUGCAACAUUUAUUUUGGAGGAAGGCAUAGUCCUUAAAGCUGUUUUAUCCCUGGAAUUGUAGACAUGGAAAGCAUGCAUGUUUCAUCCCCACAAGUUACGGAGUACGAUCUGAUGUAUCUAUAUGGAUACUGAUUCUCCUGAACUCCCAGUGAUGAGUAAAGUGUGUUGCAAUAUUGUAACCUGUAUGCCAUGGAAAUAAAUAUAAUUUCUGAGACAGGAUCUGAAAA
Messenger RNA from Phoenix dactylifera (date palm), 1262 nucleotides. NCBI's taxonomy places the organism in Eukaryota, Viridiplantae, Streptophyta, Magnoliopsida, Arecales, Arecaceae. The record is from RefSeq and is a predicted model, not a curated record.